CUACACCGUCAUUCACAACAUUCACUCAAGUCCCGAAGACACGAGAGCAACGCCAGCAUCACUCUGAACGAGCCAUCAACUGAGAAAUGGACCCCUGCGAGUGCGCCAAGACUGGAACCUGCAACUGCGGAGGAUCCUGCACGUGCACAAAGUGCUCAUGCAAGAGCUGUAAGAAGAGCUGCUGCGACUGCUGCCCAUCCGGCUGCAGCAAAUGCGCCUCUGGCUGCGUGUGCAAAGGGAAGACGUGCGACACCAGCUGCUGCCAGUGAGGAGUCUGCACAUCAGCUCU
Molecule: messenger RNA, 289 nt
Organism: Maylandia zebra (zebra mbuna)
Lineage: Eukaryota; Metazoa; Chordata; Actinopteri; Cichliformes; Cichlidae
Source: RefSeq, a predicted model, not a curated record